Molecule: messenger RNA, 1257 nt
Organism: Strongyloides ratti
Lineage: Eukaryota; Metazoa; Nematoda; Chromadorea; Rhabditida; Strongyloididae
Product: Transcription factor IIS, N-terminal domain-containing protein
Exons: 4
Coding region: 1-1257 (418 amino acids)
Source: RefSeq, a predicted model, not a curated record
AUGGUUGCUUGUACUGCAUCUAACUAUACUUCCAAUUUUAAUAAAAUGGAUCAGGGUAAAAGUAAAAUGUCUGUUCAUGAUCUUUUACCUGACAAAGAGACAUUGCAAAAAUUGAUGUUUAAGGUUGAGAAGUAUCAAAAAGAUCUUCAAAAGGGCCUUGAGAAUCGAAAUUAUGUGUUACUUGAUGAAGUGAUAACAUAUUUUGAAAAAUUGGAUAUGCCAUGGAAAGUGUUAGAGCAAACAAGGGUUGGACGUGAUAUCAAUGAAAUUAGAAAAGCAUUGAAUAAUGACAAACCAGCUUUAUCUAAACGCUGUCGCAAGUUAAUCAAAAAGUGGCAGCCAUUAAGAAACAUCCAAUCUCCAACAUGUGAAGAAUCAUCCCAAAGAGAGUUAACUGAUAAUACAUGUAAAAAGAACACUCUUUUGAAUGAUUCUGAUAUAUUAUUAAAUCGUAAACGUAAAUUAGUUGAGGUUAAUGGAAAGAAAAUUAAUAAUAGUUUUAUAACAUUAUCUAAUGGAGAGCCAAAACCUUCACCUCCUAUUUAUGAACCAAAAAAAAGACGAUUUGAACGUAGUGAAUCUGUUGUUUCAAGAUCAUCUUCCUCGUCUACUGUCUCUUCACCUAGUGGAAAUGCACUUAAUAUUUUAGCAUCUAAAAGAAAAAAUGUUCAAAAAACAUCAGCAUUGUUAACUGAUAUUGUUGUAAAGGAUGAUGUUCCAAAACCUGAUACACCAAUAUCAAUGAAAUCAAAUUCACCAGGUGUUUUUACAGAUGAUGAUACAGAUGAAUCAAAUAGUCGUUUUUCAUUAAAUUUUAUCAACAAUUCUAAAAAAAUAUCACCAAUUGUUGAUUCAGUUAAUAAAUCAAAAAAUCUUAUAAAGAAAGACAAAAAAGGUUCAACAAUGUUAGAUUCGUCGCAAAAAAAACAAAAAAAUGGAAUAGUAGAAGAAUAUAAAAAAGUAAUAAAUGAUAAUAAAAAUAAUUGUCAACCAGUACCAUCAAGAACAAAUAAAUUGCCAACAGAUUUUUCACAUUUACAGGUUAAAAAGUCUCAUCCCAUUGAUAAUGAUUUUUCAUGGGAAAAGUAUUGUAAUGUUCCAUCAAUUGAAGAACUACAAAAAAAGUUACAAAAAAACUCAAUAAAAGAUGAUGUUUCUUCAUUUAAAGAGGGACGAGUUAUUUUAAUUGAAAAAAAUCGUCCAUUAAUUGCUUGGCCAUAUCUUUUAAAUUCACGUGACAUUGAUUUCAUCGCUUAA